This is a messenger RNA of Closterium sp. Yama58-4, 6477 nucleotides long. Lineage: Eukaryota; Viridiplantae; Streptophyta; Zygnematophyceae; Desmidiales; Closteriaceae. The record is from the annotation of a GenBank genome assembly.
AUGGAUCCCGCUUCUGAAGCUGCCAGGACCGAUCUUAUGACACUGACCAGACAUGUGUUGAAUGAGCAGUCCAAGCACCCAGAAGCUCGCGGAGAUCUCACCAUUUUGCUAAAUCACAUUGUCCUUGGCUGCAAAUUCGUCUGCUCUGCAGUUAACAAGGCUGGCCUCGCAAAACUUAUUGGAUUGGCCGGUGAGACAAACGUCCAAGGAGAGGAGCAGAAGAAGCUUGACAUCCUUUCUAACGAUGUGUUCGUCAAGGCCCUCGUCAGCAGCGGCCGAACGAACGUUCUCGUGUCAGAGGAACUGGAAGAUCCUAUUUUCGUCGAUAAAAGACUCCGCGGAAGGUAUAUUGUGGUCUUCGACCCGCUUGAUGGAUCUUCCAACAUCGAUUGCGGAGUGUCCAUUGGAACAAUUUUCGGCGUCUACAUGCUCCAAGCUGGCGACGAUGGCGUCAUUCCCGAAGGCACGAUUGAGGAUGUUCUGCAGCCUGGAACCAAGAUGGUGGCAGCAGGGUACUGCAUGUAUGGCAGUUCAUGCACGCUGGUGCUGAGCACUGGUAAUGGAGUUAAUGGAUUCACCCUGGAUCCGUCUCUCGGGGAGUUCAUCCUCACGCACCCGGAUAUUCAGAUGCCCAAGAAGGGGAAAAUUUACUCGGUGAAUGAAGGAAAUGCACUGAAUUGGGAUGAGCCAACCAGAAAGUUUGUGGAGUCCUGCAAGUUCCCAACUGAUGGCUCGGCCCCGCGCUCCCUUCGCUACAUUGGAAGUAUGGUGGCGGAUGUGCACCGGACACUUCUGUAUGGUGGAGUUUUCAUGUACCCGGCUGAUAAGAAGAGUCCCAAUGGCAAACUGAGGGUGCUGUAUGAAGUUUUCCCCAUGUCUAUGUUGAUUGAGCAAGCAGGUGGCCAGGCUUUCACAGGAAAGCAACGUGCCCUGGAGCUUGUUCCAACCAAGAUCCAUGACAGGUCCCCAAUCUUUUUGGGCAGUUAUGAUGAUGUUGAGGCUAUUAAAAAUCUCGUGUCUGAAAUUGCCGGCCUCCUCCGCAUUCUGACCACUGCUGUCGUGUCGUCCUUUUUGAAUGAGACCGGAAAGCUCGCAGACAGACAACGAAAGUCGGAGUUUGAAGAGCUGCGAGAGCAGUCGCUGAGGAAGAUCCUGAGGCAGCACGAGAUGGAAAUUCAGGCCGCCAUCGACAAGAACAUUGGCUGGUUCUCACAUUACCUCUCGAGACUCCGUCUGUCGUCUCGUGCUGGGGCUGGAAGAGACGAGGACGACGAUGAUGACGCCAGCAGCGUGUCUUCGCAUUCAGCCUCCGCUACAGAAACCCUCGCUACUGGCACGUCCGAGGGGGACGAGCGUGGCGGGGAUGACCUGUCGAAUGUGGGCAACAUGGACAUGCCCAUGCACAAAGUGCACGGGGUCUUGCAACCCUGCCUCCCUCUGCCGGCCGAGCCUGAGCUCUCGCACCUGCAGCUGCCCGAACCUUUUCCCGACACAGUAGUGACGCGCCUUCGUUACUAUCACCUGGACGAGGACGCAAUCGAGAUCGAGAGUACACUAGGCGCCAGGCAGGGCCAGCUGGGGCGCACGGUCCAGCUGGACAUGUUCACGGGGAAGCAGACGAUGGGCGAGAGGGCCAAGAGCUUCCGCGUGCAGGCGAGCAUGGAGGUGCACUGUGGGUUUGCGGGGCCCAACACGGGGUUUACUGUGUCUGAGGCGGACCAGCGGUGGUUAAAGAGGUGCCAGGUGGCGGUGGUGACGGCGAUAUUCGGGGGAGGUGACAUCCUGGUGCAACCCAUUGGGAUGACACAGGCGUCUUUGGAAAAGGUGUGCUAUGUGGCGUUUUGGGACGAUGUGACAGCAGCAGCGCAGGCAGAGGCGGGGGUGGUGCCGGAUGCAGAGACCAUGAAAGUGGGGCUAUGGCGCAUUGUCAUUGUCAAGGACCUGCCGUUUGUGGACCAGCGGAGAAACGGAAAGAUCCCAAAGAUCUUGUCUCACCGCCUCUUCCCCCGCGCCCGCUUCUCCAUCUGGGUCGACUCCAAGUACCAGUUCCGCCGGGACCCCCUCGGAGUGCUCCACACGCUGCUGUGGCGGCAGCAGCCGCGGGCAGAGUUUGCAAUCUCGGAGCAUGGGGCAAGGAGCUGCAUCUAUGCGGAGGGGGAGGCGAUUGUGAGGAAGCACAAGGCUCAGCCGGAGGAGGUGGCAGUGCAGCUGAACCAGUAUCGCACCGAGGGGCUCCCUGUUAAUGCCACUUACAAUGGGAAGAAAGCAUUGGCAGAGGCAUCUAUCAUAGUGAGGGAGCACACCGCAGCCACAAACCUGUUCAUGUGCCUGUGGUUCAACGAGAUGGUGCGAUUCACUGCUCGUGAUCAACUCAGCUUUGGCUACACGCUCCGCCGGCUCGACCUGGUGAAACCAAACAUUCCUUUCGCUGAAGCGAUCGAAGCGAUUGAACGAGCUGAGUGGUGGCUCGAAGCUCUGGACGAGGCUCUCGCACCAUUCUCCCGAGGCCUCGCUUCGGGCCCUUGUCCUCGGCGGAGAAUGCCAGCUCUGGAGUCGACCAGCGAUCCAGUCGCCAUGGACACUCAGCCUCCAAGCGUCGGCGGUAGCAGUGCGCUGGGUGGAUUGGAGGGGAGAGGGAAGCUGCAGCUGGUGCAGCCGUCGUCUGCAGAUGAAGAGGCGAAGGUGGUGAGGGAGCUGAUGAACACGGCGGAUGCUGGGAUGAAGGAAGGAGACACCUACAACCUCGUAGACGCCAGGUGGUGGCGCGCGUGGUCCAGAUACUCUGGCUAUUCGGAAUCAGAGGGUGAGGCGCAGAAGCUUACUGUGAAGCCGCUACCCAUAGACAACUCGAGCCUGGUGGGUCGGGAGGCGCAGGACAGGUCCGGCAGUGCCGAGCCUCACCUGCGGCUGGAGCUGAUGGAGGAGGGGGACUACGUGCUGGUGCCGCAGUCAGUGUGGCGCGUGCUGCACUCGUGGUACGGAGGCGGGCCAGUGGUAUCCCGCCACGUGGUGCGCAUGGGGGGCCGGGAGGAGCUAUCAGUGGAGGUCUACCCGCUCUCUCUCGAGCUCUCCUGCGUCUCUGCUGCCACCUCGCUGCCCCCUCGCGUGGAGUCGGUGGUUAUCAGCAAGCGGGCGACUGUGGGCCAGCUCAGGCACCGCGCGUGCGAACUGUUUGGGUUGCAGCCAGAGAAUGUGCGAGUGUGGGACAACUACGGGGGCAAGCGCCACAAGGUGUUGAGCGAUGAGGCCCAGGCCCUGGAAGACGCAGAGCUGCAGAUGGGUAACCAGAUUCUGGUGGAGGUGGGAGAUAACGGCCAAUGGCCAGCCCAGGCCGUGCAUCUAGAAUCCUCCUCGUCCCCCUCCUCUCCCUCCACUCCUUCCCGCACCUCCAAACCUGCCAGCACGUCCCCCUUCCACACCGUCACCUCCCCCCGUACCUCCACUCUCGCUUCGGCAGCCGAACCUACCGCAGCCGAGCCUAACGUCUCCAUAGCAGGAGGCCCUCUUUCGCACUAUAGCAGUGUGGGGGCUGCUCCCCCGCCUGGCGCGCUGUUCAUCACCUCAUGGCCUCCCAACCCUGCCGAGGAAGGAAUGGAGGGAGUAGGAGCAGGGGCAGACACAGGUGCAGGGGUGGAGGGAUCUACCUGGUCCCCUGUGAGGGAAAUGACUGAUGCAGAGGCGGCAGGGGGGGAAGAAGAGGGUGAAGGGGGCGGGACCGCUGCAAAUGGAGUCGAUACCAGCGCUGCUGCUGCUGCUGCUGCUGCUGGGGGGGGUAGUGCUGGUGACGUGAGAGGGAAGCUGAAAGCAGCCUUCCCAGCAGAUGUGGGGCCGGCUAAGAAGCCCACGUCUGGGCUUACGCUAUCCAUUGCGCCCCCUCCUCCUCCCCCCUCCUCUUCCUCCUCCAUGGCUAUAGUCCCCGUGCCUGGCGCCGAGGAGAAGAAAGGCUCGGGCUCAGGCUCGGGGUUCCCGUUCAGGUUCGGGUUUGGGUUCGGUAGUUCAAGUGCCAAGGCAGCAAGUGCGGCAGCAGCUGGUGUGGGAGCCGGAGCAGGGGCGCGAGCAGGGGGGUCGCAGGGGAUUCAGGGCGGUCCAGUGGGGUUGACAGGGUUGGUGAACCUUGGGAAUACGUGCUUUAUGAACAGUGCGCUGCAGUGCUUGGUGCACACUGUACCAUUAGUGGAGUACUUUAUGGGGGACUAUAUGAGAGAGAUCAACAGAAGCAACCCCUUGGGAAUGGAGGGUGAGAUGGCAACAGCAUUUGGCGAGCUGCUGCGCAAGCUGUGGGCGCCAGGAAGAGACCCCGUGGCUCCCAGGGCGUUCAAGGCGCGCCUCUCGCGCUUUGCCCCUCAGUUCAGCGGCUACAACCAGCAUGACUCGCAGGAACUCCUGGCAUUUCUAUUGGACGGGCUACACGAGGAUCUGAACAGGGUGAUGCGCAAGCCGUACAUCGAAGCCAAGGAUGCUGACGGGCGGCCGGACGAAGAGGUGGCGCGGGAGAAUUGGGAGAACCACAAGGCGCGAAACGACUCCAUCAUUGUUGACAAGUUCCAGGGUCAAUACAAGUCAACGCUGGUGUGCCCGCACUGCAAGAAGGUCUCAGUCACCUUCGAUCCCUUCAUGUACCUCUCGCUGCCGCUGCCCUCCAAGGCCACGCGCUCGCUGCACCUCACGCUGCUCUCCUCCUUCGGCGACCAGCCCCCCCGCUCGCUCACUGUCACGGUGCCGCGCACAGGCAGGGUGCUGGACCUGCAGAGAGCACUGGCUGAGGCGUGCCAGCUACCCGCUGGGGAGAGACUGCACGUGGCUGAGAUCUACAACAAUCGCAUCUUCCGCUCGUUCCCACCGCUGGAGCAAAUCUCCUCCAUAGAGGACCGCGACAGGCUGCUGGCUUACCGCGUGCCAAGGGGGUGUGAAGCCCCCGUUAUAGUCACACAGCGAAUCAAGGAAUCCUCCACAGUCACAAACGAUUUCUUCUGGCGUCUGCACGGCGCGCCUCUCCUCCUCCCAGUCUCCCGCUUUGACAUCCGUUCCGGUGCCGACCUUUACCACCACGUGCGCACUGCCCUCAGGCCCUUCCUGCGACCAGGGGAAGGAAGAGAGGGACAGGCAGUGGCAGCAGAAGAGGAGCCGCUGUUUUCGCUGUCAGUUACUCGAGCGCAUGUUGAGACAGCUGCUGAUGCCAUUCGGAUCCCCGAUGGGACUGAUUUGCCCAAAGGAUUUACUCCGGAUAUGCUUUCCAAGGAUGGACUCGCGCUGCUUCUGGAUUGGUCGGUCAAGGGGCUGAAGGAACUUUACGAUGUCGGGCAGCUUGAGGAGCUGCCCGAGGUGAGCUCGGGCAGUGCAGGGCUGCCCAUGAAGAACAAGCGGCAGGAGGGAGUGACGCUGUUCUCGUGCCUGGAUGCGUUUAUCAAGGAGGAACCUUUGGGCCCUGAUGAUAUGUGGUACUGCCCGCAGUGCAAGGAGCACAGGCAGGCCACCAAGAAGCUCGACCUGUGGCGACUGCCGGAGAUCCUCGUGGUGCAUUUGAAGCGCUUCUCCUACAGCCGCUACUUCAAGAACAAGCUCGACACACUCGUCACCUUCCCCAUUCAUGACUUUGACCUCUCGCCGUACCUGCCGCCCUGCAACGCGGAAGGAGGCGGCAAUGUGUAUGAGCUGUAUGCGAUCAGCAAUCAUUACGGUGGCAUGGGUGGAGGGCACUAUACUGCAUAUGUUCAGUUGGGCAACGAGCGCCAAUGGCACACCUUCGACGACAGCUUUGUUUCUCCUGCAAACGAGUCACAGAUCGAAACACCUGCAGCUUACGUGCUCUUCUACCGUAGAGUGGGGAGCUCGCACCAUUAUGCAGCACCUCAGAACGAAGCAUCAGGCGACAAUAACUCUGCGGCUGAGCAUGGUAAAUCUUCAAGUUAUGUGGGUUUGAAAGAGGCAAUAGUCCCACGCGCGACGCGAGCCCCAAGCUCCCGCCACGGGCGCCGAGGGCGGACGCUCCAGACAACGCAGCUCGCGCGCACUGCGAGACGAGCAGCCCGCGUGACCGCGCGACGAGCAGAGGAGGAGCCCGCGCGACGAGCAGCGGAGGAGCCCGCGCGACGAGCAGCGGAGGAGCCCGCGCGACGAGCAGCGGAGGAGCCCGCGCGACGAGCAGCGGAGGAGCCCGCGCGACGGAAAGCGGAGGAGCCCGCGCGCGUAGCAGCGGAGGAGCUCGCGAGACGAGGGGCCGUCCUGCCCGCGCGCGUAUCUGCGGAGGAGCUCGCGAGAGCGGAGGAGCCCGCGUGCGUAGCAGCGGAGGAGCCAGCGCGCGGGACGAAGGGGAGGAGCCCGUGCGACGAGCGCGCGCUGCUCGCGACACGCCGCUCACACGUGGGGUCACCGGGCUACGACCCCCGCUCGCGAGUGUCUUGGGGGGGCUGCGCACUGAAGGGGAUCGCGGGGCAGCAACCGCGCGUGAAGGAUCGAUCAAGAGGUUACAACAGGUGA